AUGCAAUACCCGAGAAUCACUCGUAACGAAUCAAAAGCGAUUGAACUCACCCGCUGGCUCCUGACGCCCCUCGGUGUCUGGGCCUUCAUAAAAACAUCUCCAUCCCCCAAAGAAAUAAUUUCGGCAAUUUUCCAACAAUUUAUCUGUUACAGUAUCAUCCUAUUCGCCCUGGUCCCAUCGAUAUUCCACAUUUUAUUUCGUGAGAAAAAUUUGAGUGCUAAAAUCGCACUCUGCGGACCCGUUGGAUUCUUCAUGAUGAACUUAUUGAAGUAUUCCGCUAUAAUUCAUCACCGUAGAAAUAUAAAAAUGUGCAUCGAGCACGUAAAGACCGACUGGCUGAGGAUUGACAACGAUCUGGAGAUCGAUAUCAUGAGAAAAAAUGUUCUGAUCGGUAGGAAAUUGACGAUAGUGUGCGCCUCAUUCAUCUACACUGGAGGUAUGUCUUAUCAUACGGUGAUGCCGUUCCUCAUGGGAAGUCCUGCAUCAAGUGUUCAUUUCGACGAGCCUCGACCCAUGGUUUUUCCUGGCUACGACGUUAUUUUUGAUCCGUACAUAACACCCGUUUAUGAAAUUGUUUAUUGCUCUCAUUGUUUAGCUGCUCUUAUUAUUUACACUAUCACCACAGUAUCUUGUAAUCUUGCUGCGAAUUUUGUGAUGCACGCUAGUGGUCAGAUUCAGAUAAUUAUCGGUAAGCUGAAUGGAUUGGUUGGUGAUGAGUACAAAUCGGAUGAUAAAUGUCUUGGAGAAAAAAUAGGGGACAUUGUUCGUGAUCACGGGAGGGUUCUCAGAUUUACAAUAAAAAUCGAGAGAGUUCUCCGCGAAAUUUGCCUCGUCGAGGUGUUUGCAUCAGCGAUAAUCAUUUGUCUCCUAGAAUAUUACUGCCUCACGACGUGGAAUGAGAGUGAAACGAUUGGAAUUAUCACUUAUUUUCUUCUCUUGAUGUCUCUGUGCUUUAAUAUAUUUAUUUUUUGUUAUAUAGGAGAAGUUUUGAAGAAACAGUGCUACGAACCUGGGCAUACGGCUUAUAUGAUUGACUGGCAUCGGCUUCCACCGAAUAAAGUGUCUGCAUUGAUUUUGAUCAUCGCGAAUGCACAAGUCCCGAGAAAAAUUACAGCUGGAGGAAUGCUUGAUCUUUCUCUCAGCAAUUUUCUUACUGUAAUGAAGACAUCAUUGGUCUAUCUGAAUUUGUUGAGAACCGCCGAAACUUCAUGAUAUGAUUUCAACCGAACAAAUGUCAAUAUCACUAACAAAUUAUCUAUUUCGAACGUAAAACCGUUACGAAAGAGGCGUAUAAUUUUUAUUGCAUUUUUCUCUCCGUGUAGCAAAUAAAUUUUCGAUAAAAAAAGUGUCGUGACAUUUCCCUCCAAAAUCAAUACCUUCGGAAAUUAAUCGAUACCCAACAAAACUUUAACACUCAACUCAUCUCACUUAACAACUUCGCUAUUGAAUUAUUCCCGCAUUAAAUAUUAAAUUAUCCCAAUGAAAGGAUUGCGUGUUCA
Fopius arisanus is the source of this 1499-nucleotide messenger RNA. Its product is annotated as odorant receptor 82a-like. Gene Ontology annotation, molecular function: olfactory receptor activity; odorant binding. The record is from RefSeq and is a predicted model, not a curated record. Bases 1 to 1212 code for a protein of 403 amino acids. NCBI's taxonomy places the organism in Eukaryota, Metazoa, Arthropoda, Insecta, Hymenoptera, Braconidae. Gene Ontology annotation, biological process: detection of chemical stimulus involved in sensory perception of smell; sensory perception of smell. Gene Ontology annotation, cellular component: plasma membrane. The transcript has 5 exons.